CGGGAAAUGCCGUUAAUCACUUCCCGACCUUGACCGCCAAUAAAAUGUCACGCCCACAGGAUGACAGAAAUCAAGAGGCUACGGUCUACCUGGGGAACCUCGAUGAGAGAUGCACGGACGCCUUAGUUUGGGAGCUAAUGCUGCAGGCUGGUCCAGUUGUAAAUGUUCACCUCCCUAAGGAUCGAAUCUCCAUGGCCCAUCAAGGCUAUGGUUUCUGUGAGUUCCUCACCGAGGCGGACGCAGAGUACGCUUGCAAAAUCAUGAACCAGAUCAAGCUGUGGGGUAAACCCAUUCGCGUAAAUAAGGCCUCAUCGGAUAAGAAGCAGCUGGACAUUGGCGCAAACCUCUUCGUUGGCAACUUGGAUGAGAACUUAGACGAGCGCAUCCUUUAUGACACGUUCAGCGCGUUCGGCAUUAUCUCCACAACAGCUAAAAUCGCGCGAGACCCGCAAACCGGACAAUCGAAAGGCUAUGGCUUCAUUUCCUACAACGACUUUGACUCCUCCGACGCCGCCAUCGAGGCCAUGAACGGUCAAUACCUUAACAACAAACCCAUCACUGUCCAAUAUUCCUUCAAAAAGGACGGAAAGGGAGAACGACACGGUACCCCGGCCGAACGGCUCCUUGCCGCCCAGGCACGCAAAAACAACACCCUCCCAUUCGGUUCUCGUCCGCCCGCUCCAAUUGCCUUCACUGACCGCCCCCCGUCGUCAAUCCCUGGCGUCCCAGUGGCACCUGGUCUUCCCUACGCACCAUCAGGCUACCAAGGUCAAUUCGCUGGCGUUCUCGCCGCGCCCCCACCACCACCUAUGGGCUUCACACCCCAACAGACUAUGAUGGCCCCUGCGCCACAAUUCAUGGGCGGCGCACCCCCUCCUGGCGUUGGAGUUCCAGCUCCGCCACCGACCGGCAUGUUCAAUCCCAGCGUUCCAGGCGGUGUGCCACAACCGAACGGCAUGAUGGGCAUGCCUCCCCCGCUUCCCCCUGGAUUCCAAGGAAUGAUGAUGGGCGUUCCUCCCCAACAACCUAGUAUGCCCGGGUUCAUGGGCGCGCCUCCGCCACAACCUAAAUAACGUUUCAGCACCUUUUUUUGAGGCGUUGCAUUGCCGCUCAAUAAAAAAUGGGGUGCUUGAACUUGAAUCUUUGUUCUCUCCUAACCUCAUAUAUAUACACACCACCAAAACAACAAUAAUUUUGUUCGGCGCAUCAGUUGCCUGCGCGGGGGGCGUAAGUAGUGCCUUCUCACGUGUGGACCUAUAGCGGCCUUGUGUGAAAGAACUUCUGAAUGAUAAUUUGCCAAAUGGAAAAUAGGAGAACGAAUGCACUCCUCAGAAUGUAAACUUGUAUCCAGGUAGUUACGAGAUCUCCUCAACUAAACCG
This is a messenger RNA of Cantharellus anzutake, 1380 nucleotides long. RefSeq lists its product as uncharacterized. Gene Ontology annotation, biological process: positive regulation of mRNA splicing, via spliceosome. The transcript has 5 exons. The coding region runs from base 45 to 1073 and encodes 342 amino acids. The record is from RefSeq and is a predicted model, not a curated record. NCBI's taxonomy places the organism in Eukaryota, Fungi, Basidiomycota, Agaricomycetes, Cantharellales, Hydnaceae. Gene Ontology annotation, molecular function: RNA binding. Gene Ontology annotation, cellular component: nucleolus; U12-type spliceosomal complex.